AUGGCGGUGCUCUUGCUGCUCUACGGCCUGCUCAUCCUUGGUCUCACGGGCAUCGCAAUCUACGAACACAUCACCCUCUCCAACCUCUCCCUCCCCAUCUCUCCGGCCCUCACAAUCCUCACCGUCCUCCUCCCCAUCCUCUCAACCUUCACCACCCUGCUCACCACGCGCUUACUCCCUUCCAACCGCGCCCUCACCAGCACCCCGGGUAACACCACCUCCCCCAACAACAACAACCACACCACCCCUUCCAAAUCCCUCACCCGCCCCCUUGGCCCCCUUUCCAGAUCUAAACUCCUUCCCCCCCUCCUAGCCAACACAACCCUCCUCCUCCUCCUCACAGCCCUCGCCACCCUCUUCACCUCCCCUCUGACCACAGGUCCCGCUUUCACAACCUGCACCCUCUCAACACAAUGGCAAUCCCUCUACUCGUCCAAAAACGAACCCGCCAUCCGCGCCAUCCAAGACACGUUGAACUGUUGUGGCUUCCGCAGCACGCGGGAUCGGGCGUGGCCUUUUCCGCGGGGGUCGAAUCCCGGGAAGUGGGAGGUUUUGGGGGUUGUUAUUAUGGCGAGGGGGAAGAAGAGGCUUGGUGGCUUUGGGUUUGGUUCUGGUUCUACGUCGGGUGCGGCGUCGGGGAGGGGCGGAGGUAGGAGAUGGGGGUGGGUCGGGGAAGUUUUGGAGCGGGUGUUUGGCGGGGGAGAGGAUGGUUGGGGUGUGAAUGGGGGGGGAUAUGAGGAGAGGGCGGGGGGGAGUGGUAGCAGGAGGCCGUUGUUGGCUGGUCCUGAGGGAGAAGGGGGUCAAAGGGAUGAGGAAGCGCAGAGGGGAUAUCAUGAGGUGGAUGAUGAUGACGAGGAUGGUGAUAUGGAGAACGGAAGACAGACAAGCGGCCGGGAGGAAAGGGGUGAGACGCAGAGGGAGGGCUCGUAUGGAGCUGUGGGUGGUGGUCCGAGGGUUGAGCCGGCUCAUCUUGAUCCUUGGGCUGGUGCUCAUCGGGGAUGA
Dichotomopilus funicola is the source of this 1002-nucleotide messenger RNA. RefSeq lists its product as uncharacterized. Bases 1 to 1002 code for a protein of 333 amino acids. The transcript has 4 exons. The record is from RefSeq and is a predicted model, not a curated record. Gene Ontology annotation, cellular component: membrane. NCBI's taxonomy places the organism in Eukaryota, Fungi, Ascomycota, Sordariomycetes, Sordariales, Chaetomiaceae.